AUGGUGAAAGUGUAUGGCAUAGAAGCGCCUUCGCUAGGAACGGUACAACGCUGGGCUGCUGAAUUCAAGCGGAGCGGGAGCCUGGCGGAUGAUCACGCAGCGGACGACCAGCGACGCUCGCUGGUCGUCCUGUUCGCGAGCACCAACCAAGAACAAGUUGCUGCAGUUGAAGCGAUUGUGGAGCGAGUGUUCAUGCAGAGUGCUCCAUACAGAGUCAACAAAGCUAGAGAUAUGGCAUCGAAACUCAGCCGAGAAGCUGUGAUUUACAUGUUUCAGCAAGGUCAUUCACCUGCAAAGAUCAUCAAGGAGCUGAAACUGCCACGAUCCACUGUGUACAAAGCCAUUGUCGGCUACAAGGAACUUGGUACAACUCAGGAUCGACCCAGAAGUGGCCGUCCCAGUGUCUUCAAGGAUCCUGCUCUUCGAAAGCGUGUCAAACAGCUUCUCGAUCGAAACCCGGAACGGAAGUGUCGAAGUCUUGCAAAGCACUUGAAGAUCAAGCGCGAAACUCUGCGCUCCUAUCUUAGAAAGAAGUUGGGCAUUUUCCCUUUCAAAAAAAGAAUAGUUCAGGAGGCAGAAUACUUGGAGGAGGGGAAAAGUAACACUUCGGCAAUGAAGAAUAUGCUUACUUUGGCCCCGUGGGAAACCCUCUGGAUUUACUCCGAUGAAGACAUCUCCGUGAAAUCCUUCUACGACGCUGACAUCCAGAGAACCAGCUUCCUCAUCGAGACGACCCUGAACAUACCGCCCGAAAGAGCACUCGACGAAGACUGGAAUGGAGCUGGGGAUUAUGCCAAGUGGAAUCCGAAUGUUGCUCAAAGCUUUAUCAUCCAGAAGAUCAGCGAGAAUUGCCAAAUAAUUCGACAAAUCACGAACCCGCUUGUAAACGGCUUGAUUUGGAGCCGAGAUAUUCUGCUCUUGUGCCAUUGGGAAAGGGAUGGGGAGAAGAUUUACAGUUCUGCUGUCAGCACCACUUGCCAGGAUGUUCAAGCCUCAGACGAUUACGUCCAGGCGACGUGUUACUCGGGAUCGGGAUUCGCGUAUUCUCCAGCGGAAGAAGACGGGAAGACGUUAUUCCAGUGGAUCUACAACACGGACAUGCAUCUGUCGUUUAUGCCAGAUGCCCUAUUGAACACGUUGCUCCCGAACGGCUUCAGAGAAUUCAUCGGUUACUAUCGGGCUCGAUUCGACAAAAUCGUGGCACAUACAUGAGGACAAUCCGCGG
Darwinula stevensoni is the source of this 1225-nucleotide messenger RNA. The record is from the annotation of a GenBank genome assembly. Lineage: Eukaryota; Metazoa; Arthropoda; Ostracoda; Podocopida; Darwinulidae.